CGCUUUUAUGAACGAAAACUUGGAGAAAGUGGUUCACGAGGCGGGCUCCGCCUACUCAGACGGGCGGUACCAAGAAGCACGAGAACUCUACGAAAAAGCGUUGCGAGACCACCCGAAAAACGGAAUCCUACACGCAAAUCUGUCGGCGAUUCUUCUCAAAAUUCAACUGCCCCCGGAAGCUCUGAAACAUGCUGAAAUUUCAGUGAAAUUGUGUCCACAAUGGGCAAAAGCCUAUUACCGGCAGGGAGAGGCUCAGCGGGCUCUCGGAUUUUUGAAAAAAUCAAUAUAUUCGUAUUGUAACGGAAUUCGGCUGGAUCCUGCCGGGUUUCAGUUGCUGAAAAGUUUGAAAUUAUCGAUUUUCGAUCACUUUCCGAUGUUUCCGUGGGAAAAUCUGAAGGUUUUGGAACUGGAUGAACAUGUGCCAACGAUUUUGUCUACGCUGGGACAAACUAUGCUCUUAGAGAUGGAGAAGCAAAAAAUCAAUAAUUCGGUAGAAGUUGAAGAAGCAAUUCAAGUCUUAAAAUGGUCGUUGGACCUGAAUCUGGAAUCAGUGAAGCUCCAGGAAUCAGCAUUUGGAGCACUUGCAUCCGCCUAUUGCUCCAUUCAAAAAUACGAGGACGCGCUGUUUUUCACCCAAAAACAACUGGAAAUUGCGAUGAAAAUGGACACCCCAUCAAUUUCAAUAAUUCGAGAGAACCUGGCAACUAUUGCGGAGCUCUGUGAGAAUUUUCAAGUGGCAAUUGAACAGAGAAGGAUUUUAUCGAGAAAUGGGAAUAUGCCGGAAAUCCUGAAACUUUGUGGCCUCUACCUGAAAACCGGCGCCCCGGAGCAGAUUUUCACGGUCCUAAACUUCAAAAUUCCACCUGAAACCUCAGAAUUUCACGUAGAAAUCUGUCAGCUCAUAGGAAAAGCCCAUCAUCUCCAAGGAGAUCAAAAAAUGGCUCUGCGGACGCUAAUUCCGCUGUCGAGAAACCCGAAAAAUCAAAAUUUCGAGUUAAUCGAUACAAUUAACAAGUGUAUGCUGGAAUUGGAGGAUUUGAAUUCAUCAAUUGAAUUUUUGAAUCAAAUCAUUCGAGAAAAUGUCGAAAGUUUGGAUUUGAUGCUCCACUGUUACUGUCUGCUGUGCCAAACACAAAUAAUCGCCGGAAAUCUGGAAACUGCGCUGAAAAUCGCGAAAUUCGUACUGAAAACUGCGAAAAAUCAGGAAAAUUCUAAAAACUCAGAAUUUCCGGCUGAAAUUUCUGUGCACAAAGCCAACGCAUUCCGGCUUCUUGCCAUCAUUUAUGAGCACCAAAAAGACACAGGCUCCGCCCACGUUUUGUGGAAGAAAUACGUGGAUUUGGGGGUUUUGACGCCGUUGGAGAAGCUUAAUGGGCUUCUGCAAAUUGCUCGAAUUGCACAGCUGGAAGGAAUUAUGGAUGAUGUUGAAGCAGUUUUUGAACGUGCUCAGGGAAUAUGUGAUCGACUUUCCCGCCCAUCUGAAAAGGUUCCAUAUAUCAGUGCCAAGUACCGAUGGCUCCAAAGCACCGGAAUAUCAGAAGAAGCUGAAAAAUGUCUGAAAAUGCUGGAAUUUUGGUUGAAAACCGAUCAAAACCUGGAUUCCAAAGCGAAAUCCCUAAUUUUUGAGGAUUUAUCACUGGAAAAUCGCCCAAAAAUAGGGAAGCUUAUUGCCUUGGAGCAAGCAUUAACAGAAGCUCAAGACACAAAUGAUAUGUAUCGUGAAGCUGGAAUUUUAGAGAAAAUGGGUCAUUUUUUGGCUGAAAAUAAUGAAAAACUAGCUGAAAAGUACUAUAAUCAGCAGUUGGAAGUCGGAAAACAGUUGAAAAACGCGAAAAUGAUGGCCGAUGCACAUGCGAAUGUGGCGAAUUUGAAAUUUUUGGCUGGAAAAUACCCGGAAGCCUGUGAACACUCACGGUGUGCACUGACAAUUUUCAAACUGGCUUCGAAUAAUGAGAAAAAAGUGGAAAUGCUCAUUUUGCUGGCUCGAGCUGAGUUGGAGAGAAACAACACCGAAAUCGCGUUGUCUGCAGUGGAAAAAUCGAUAAAUCUAGCGGAAGACUGCGAGAAUAACGAGAAAUUGGCAAUUUCCUGCCGGUUAAUCGCUGAGAUUUAUCAAAAAAUCGGCGGUUUCAAUGACAUUUCCAUACAAUUCGUGCGCCGUCAUAUCGAUUUAUUCGAAUAUGAAAAGGACUCGGAAAAGAAAUGGGCGUCUCUAAGGGAUUUAUUGAUUUUUGAGGUUGAUUUGAUUGGAAAAUUCGAAAUCUACGCGAAAAAUGAGCCGGGAACGGAAAAAAUCGAUAAAAUCGAGAAUUUAUUGAGAAUCAUCACUGUUCAAGUUAAAUUACAGGAACCUCAACUUCUAGAAAUUCAAAGGAUCCUUCAAAAAUGUCCAAAUUUACAUGAUUUUUCUCGGAAAAUUUCGGAUUUUUUGGAUGGAACUUCAAAAAAUCAAUAUUCUGAUCGAUUUUUUUUCGAAACAGGGGUGUAUUCAGUGUCGGAAUCUCAAAUUCGGUUGUAAUAUUGUAAAAGUUACAAAGAUUUCUCAAGAUUUACACGGAAAAAAGUUUAUGAGGGUCUGCAACCAACUACACAAUUUGCCAUAAUGAUUGAAAAAAUCAAUAAAAAUUUAUUUUUUAAUAG
Molecule: messenger RNA, 2640 nt
Organism: Caenorhabditis elegans
Lineage: Eukaryota; Metazoa; Nematoda; Chromadorea; Rhabditida; Rhabditidae
Gene: Y22D7AL.9
Product: Tetratricopeptide repeat protein 7B
Source: RefSeq, marked reviewed